UUAUCAUUAAAAAAAAAGGAAGAAAGAGAAAUUGAAAGAAAGAAAAGAAGAAGAAAAAGAAGAAGAAAGGAGAACGAAAAUUUUUUCCAUUAAUAACAUUCAACGGAAAUGAAUAAUGACAAUGAUCGAUCGAUCAAUUGUACAUGAUAGAGGCGAAGGAGAAUCAUUUGUACCCGAAAUGAAAAAGACGAUGAUCCGAUAAUGUUUAGUCGUAGUCACAAGACAGGGAUGUGCAAUUAGCCCCUUCCCCGCGUAUAUCUUUAUAUCGAGACUGAAUGGACAGAGAGAGCAGCCUCCUCUAUGAGAUAAUACGCCUGGUUGUACCUAAGUUAUUCAGGCCUGAAGUCGGAUCCAUCGAAUCGCGAGAGAUCGCGCGAGGUGAGGGUGGACACCGUAGCCCCUGCAGUCAUGCUCACCAUACAAAACGACAUGUCACCGCGUAACGGCUCGUGCGUGGCGGAAGUAAGCUCGGUGAGGAGUCUCUCGUCGGACGAUGUCUCGGCGACGAAGACCAACCGAAAGAAAUCCUGCUGGGCACGUGCUACGGAUCCGGCUCAUCGCCGUGGACGUCGAAUUCAGUUGUUGCAGAUGUUGGUAUUGCCAUUCAUACCGAUCCUAGCGUUGAUCGUCCAGACAGCUAAUACCCUUCACGAUAUCUUGAUCUAUCGGCAGGAGGUCUCCGACAUUGAAACGCAGGUAACAAUCGCCACCGAUUUGGGAAAGGUCGUGACGCGGAUGCAGCUCGAAAGAUCCGAGGUUGCAUUCUUUAUUUACACCAAUGGCAACACUCUAAGGUCAAACUUGACGCAGAGGUUCGCCAUAACUGAUCAAGCUCUUCAUAACAUGACUACGUGGCCCCUGGUCUCGGUGCCGAGGGAUGAGAGCAAGACGCAAGCCUAUGACGUGGUCAGCAAAGAGGCUUUUCAAGCACGCCUCGAGGAUUUCAGGCAGAAGAUAAGUUCGGAAGAGAGCAGCAUUACCGAAGUGAUGACAUGGUACACGAGCGUAAACGCGGCUAUGUUAGACCAUCUAACUAAUCAGAUCAAAGAAACGGAUAAUAGCGGAGUUUGGAGGUAUUUGAUAGCUUUUAAAAAUUUACUGAGAAGUAUCGAGAGUUUGGGUAUUGCUUCCGUGUACGGAAUCAAUUACUUCGGACGUGGAAUCCUUCUGGGGGACAAUUACGUCAGCUAUGUUCGCCACGAGGCUCUUGGACGUGAUCUCCUCAAUGGAUCUCUCACAUACGUGCCUUCUCUCAAGCAUUUUUACGCCGAACUCACCCGCACCAUGCCGGACUAUGGGAGAAUUAAAUCCAGACGAGAUGAAAUCCUCCAGAACCGGAAGAGGGAACCGAAUAUCGAAGAUGCGAUCGCUUAUUUCGAUUCAAUGGCAACUUACGUGGACGAACUGCGAAAACUUCAGAAAGAAUUACGCCACAUGAUUAGAGAUUACGUGAACUCGACUUUGCAAGACGCAAGUAAUAAAGAAGCUGCUGGGAUAGCUAUAGUUGUGCUAGUAUUGGUCGUCUCUCCCAUCAUUAUAAUAUUAGUGCGUAACGCGGUUGCGACGAUUCAAAUGUAUGCAGCUAAUCUGGCGCAGAAAGCCCGGGAACUGAAACAGGAAAAAGGAAAAAGCGACACGUUGCUUUUUCAAAUGUUACCACCCAGCGUUGCUCAACAAUUGAAACAAACCCAACAGGUUCCAGCAGAAUAUUACGAAGCGGUGACCGUAUAUUUUAGCGACAUUGUUGGAUUUACGGAAAUUGCUGCAGAGAAUACCCCGUUAGAAGUUGUCACCUUCCUGAAUUCGAUCUACAAAUUGUUCGAUGCUCGCAUCGAAUGUUACGAUGUGUACAAAGUUGAAACGAUUGGCGAUUCGUACAUGGUUGCAUCCGGGUUGCCCGUUAGAAACGGAGACAAACACGUAUCUGAAAUAGCAACGAUGGCCCUUGAUCUCUUAGCAGCUUCGUCGGUGUUUCAAGUGCCAAAGCGACCCGGGGAACGCCUUCAAAUACGAAGCGGUGCCCAUACAGGACCCGUUGUUGCUGGAAUUGUAGGGAGCAAAAUGCCUCGUUAUUGUCUUUUUGGGGAUACCGUAAACACGGCUAGUCGUAUGGAAUCAACCGGAGAAGCCCUGAGAAUACAUAUCAGUCUAGAAAUGAAAAAGGCUUUGGACGCUGUGGGAGGUUUCAAAAUUGUACGCCGUGGUUUGGUCGAUGUUAAGGGAAAAGGACUGAUGGAUACAUACUGGCUGGAAUGUAAGGACGGUGGUAUCGCGCGUGCGGCGGAAUUAGAUUUGCCCUCGUUCUUCGAGGAUGUGCGACCAGUUUUCAUACGCCGUUUACGAGAGGAAGUUCGUAAAAAUCGACUGUCCCAUCCAAAUCUUCAUAUUACUCCCGUUAAGCCACCUCCCCAAUCGCAGUCCAGUAUCGAGUCCCAAGACUCCGCGACGUACGAGGGAACUCAAUCAACCACACCCUGUCCACCGAGUUACUCUCCAAGUCAACGAAGUCGUUAUUCCCAACCGAAUCUGCCCACUCUUUUGAUAUCCCACGAAAAGAGAUCCGGAGGUUCGGCUGAUCGGCGUAUUAGGAUGUCUCAGCCUACGUUGAACUCGAGCUUCAGCGGUAUCAACUUUGCCGGGAUGAAUCGUAGCUCCAGACUGUCUUACCCGAGUCUUAGAGCAGCUUCUGGGGAUAAUAGUAUCAACGAGGAAGAAAGAUUAUCAGCGCGGAGUGUGCAAGGUUUUAGCGGAAGCUCAAGAGGAAGUUGGAUGGAUCAAGGCUCCUCGAGAUUGUCUCAGUCGGAUGUGACACGGUUUAUCUUGAGGCAGGAUGUACCAGCGAAACGAGACCGUCUCUCUCAAUCAACCCUAGUUAUCGGUGAUUAUCAUCCCGGUCGUGGUCAACAGAGAUUAUCUCAACCUUGCCUAAGUACAGGGAAAGAUCUUAAUUUACCGACAAUGGUUUUUCACUCUCCUUCUCCACCGUCUGUUAAACAUAAAAGAUUCUCUCCUGCCAUACACGCUAGUCAGAGAGAACGGUUGUCGCAAUUAGAUAUUGGUGCUAAAUAUAGAAAUUUCAAAGAGACAGCUGCGACGAAAUUUAAUCGGGAUAGGUUUUCAAUACCCGAACUGGAGACGCAAAAUGAUCUUAAGUUAUUGAUAGCUGGCACACCAAAGCAGAGAUUUAGUUUAGAUAGCCAAUUGACACGUAAUCAAGAUGUAACUCGGUCUAGAUUAUUGCCAAUCGCUAGUUCACCUAUCAAUGAACACCAGCAAACUAAGAUUGAAGAGCAAACAGGAAUCCCAGGAGGUAAACUUAAAAGCCCCACCAGAGAAGGCCUUGGAAGUGUGCUCGUGGCAAGUACGACUCCAAUAUUACCACCGAGCGAAAGAGAAUUGUUGUCAACCGAGUUAAGUAAAAUAACAACUGCGGUUAAUUCGGCAACGUCGUCUUCUACGCAACAUAAGGAUCAAACAACACUUAGAGCGAGCAAACUUCAUAGAUCAGUUUCACCUAUUCCUACCAGGGAAAGAAUGUCAGUGCCUGAAAUAAGAAACUCGAGUCUACGCCGAUUGCUUGACCCACCAAUGAGGCAAAGACACAGUAUUACCGGCAAUUUAAGGCAGAGUAUAAUCUCUCCAAUUAAGCCUCUCGAUUUUGGCAGAAAAUCACCGAAGCAUUUGUUCGAAGAAGCCCUGGAAAGAUUUCGAAAGGAUGAAAAAGAAGAAAAUCGAAAGAACGAAAUUUCAAAUUCAGAAAUUCUUGUCGAUAUUGUCGAUGAACCUAAACAUAUUCAAAAACAUUACUCGUAUACGUACGAAAGUACAGAUGACAGUUCCUCGAUAUUCGGAAAGAUAAGCAUGUCUGCGAUACCAAAGAAGAAAUAUUUAGAAAGUAAUUUUGAUGAAAAUGAACAAGUAAUUACUACAGUGAUCGAGACGGAUGUACCAAUGAUAAUGGCCAAUCCAAAGUAUGUAAAAAAAUCAUCUUAUUCGAGCGAGACCCCAAAAUGGAUUAGAAAAUAUUUAGAAAGCGAAAGUCCGAAAGUAGGAAGAAAGAUGGCAACAAGCAACAAGGAGAAAAGUAAUAGAAGGAAUAGUCGGAGGAAAAGCUCUUUGGAAUCGAUGGAAGGCGAGAAAAUUACAGACAAAGUUCGUUCGAAAUCAGUGAGCAGCGGUGAAAGGAGUCCAAUGUUGAGAAACACCGGUAUACAAUCCGAAUUGAAAAAUAUGAAGAAUACAUAUGUGAGAAUUGUUCCUUCGAAUAAAACUCAAGAAAACAGAUAUGAAGUAAAGAUAGAGAAUAAUUGGAUCGAUGGAAAUAUUCACAGACUAUAUGAUGAUGAAUGUGAGGAUACGGAUUCCGAUGAUUCCACGUCCAUUUAAAUUAAACUAACGAUACUAAUCGAAUAGA
This is a messenger RNA of Apis florea (little honeybee), 4414 nucleotides long. RefSeq lists its product as uncharacterized. Gene Ontology annotation, cellular component: plasma membrane. NCBI's taxonomy places the organism in Eukaryota, Metazoa, Arthropoda, Insecta, Hymenoptera, Apidae. Gene Ontology annotation, biological process: receptor guanylyl cyclase signaling pathway; intracellular signal transduction; cGMP biosynthetic process. The record is from RefSeq and is a predicted model, not a curated record. Gene Ontology annotation, molecular function: adenylate cyclase activity; peptide receptor activity; guanylate cyclase activity.